Molecule: messenger RNA, 2937 nt
Organism: Alternaria alternata
Lineage: Eukaryota; Fungi; Ascomycota; Dothideomycetes; Pleosporales; Pleosporaceae
Product: beta-glucosidase precursor
Exons: 3
Coding region: 374-2914 (846 amino acids)
Biological process (GO): glucan catabolic process
Molecular function (GO): beta-glucosidase activity
Source: RefSeq, a predicted model, not a curated record
GGCUGCGCACGUGGAGUCCCCCCAAAAUUUGGAAACACGCUAAUUUGCGGAGGUACUCGAUUUUUGCGGAGUAGCGCAUCGGUGAAAAAUAGAGUUCCUCAUAGCGCGUGCUUUCCGACUGGACUGACACGGAGAAAUAGGAAUCGUCAUUUGCCCGAUAGCCUCCGCGCGCCAAGCGCGACCUCCGACCAACCCGCUGCUGCUAAAGCAGACAUCAGGGCUAUACCCCAUAAGCCGCGCCAGAUAUGCGCCAACGUCUAUGUGUUUGGUCGGACUAUGUCGUGGCUGUUGAAAGACAUCUAUAUACCGCGGCCUUGUCGUGGUUGCGGGUGUCAGCCAGUUCACCCCUUCCAAUUAUCGAACCUCCAGCGCCAUGACGCUUUCUAAUGACGAGAACACAAGUCAAGAGCAUGCGGCUUCGUUCGCGCCGUUUGACGUCGAAGAAGCGCUCCUGCAGCUGACGAUUGACGAAAAGGUGUCGCUUCUCUCAGGCAAGGAUUUCUGGCACACGCGCGACAUACCCAGGCUGUCGAUUCCUUCCAUACGACUAUCAGAUGGUCCCAACGGCAUUCGAGGUACUAAAUUUUUUGGCAGCGUACCUUCUGCAUGCCUUCCAUGUGGCACAGCCAUCGGCGCUACGUUCGACUCCGAUCUGGUCGUCGAGAUUGGCCAUCUACUCGGCGAUGAGGCUCGAGCAAAAGGAGCACAUGUCGUUCUCGGCCCAACGAUAAACAUUCAGCGAGGACCGUUGGGCGGUAGAGGAUUCGAGUCUUACUCCGAGGAUCCUUACCUAUCCGGCAAGCUUGCAGCAAGCUACAUCAAUGGGCUCAAGGAUAAACAUAUAGGCGCUGCUAUCAAGCAUCUUGUUUGUAACGAUCAGGAACAUGAACGUAUGGCAGUCAAUACCAUCGUUACUCAACGCGCGCUGAGAGAAAUCUAUCUCCUGCCGUUCAUGCUCGCGACGCGGCUCAGCAACCCGGAAGCGAUCAUGACUGCCUACAACAGAGUCAACGGCGUACACGUCGCGGAAGACCGAAGCAUUCUAAAAGACAUACUCAGGAAAGAAUGGCGGUGGGACGGACUCUUCGUGAGCGAUUGGUUUGGCACAUACAGCACAAGCGAAGCAAUAAACGCCGGUCUUGACCUAGAGAUGCCCGGCCCAUCACGAUGGCGAGGACCGGCGCUCGUCCACGCGGUCUCGGCCAACAAGGUCCUUCCUUCUAAGCUCGACGAGCGAGUGCGUGCGGUCCUCAAGCUCGUCAAAAAGUCUGCACAGUCGGGUAUCCCAGAGAAUGCACCAGAGACCCAGUUGAAUCGACCAGCAGAUCGAAGUCUUCUUCGGAAGGUAGCCGCAGACUCAAUCGUGCUCCUUAAGAAUCAGGAUAACAUCCUUCCAUUCUCCUGCGAUCGCAAGAUUGCGGUCAUCGGCCCCAACGCCAAGAUCGCUACCUAUUGCGGCGGCGGUAGCGCAUCACUGAAUGCAUACUACACAACUACACCAUUAGACGGUAUUCGAUCGCUCGCGAAGGGCGGUGUGGAUUUUGCACAAGGCGCAUAUGCUUUUCAGAUGUUGCCUGAACUUGGCAAAGAGCUCACCGUGGACGGGAAACCCGGUUUCAAGCUGCGCUUCUUCAAUGAUCCGCCGACAAACGUGGAGAGGACCCCACUUGAGGAACGGAUAUUGACCGACUCCAACAUCUUCUUCCUCGACUAUGAUCAUCCGAAUCUCAAAGAGAUUUGGUACGCUGAGACUGAAGGUGUCUUUGCUCCAACUCAAUCGGGCACCUAUGACUUCGGUCUGUGCGUGCAUGGCACUGGAAGACUUUACAUUGAUGACGAGCUUCUCGUCAGCAAUGUCGAGCACCAGAGGCCUGGACCUAGCUUCUUAGGUUCUGGAACUCUUGAAGAGACUGGAUCAAAGGUUCUCAUUGCGGGCAGAGCGUAUCGAAUUACCGUGCAAUGGGGCUGCGCAAAGACAAGCACGAGGAAGACACCUGGCACGGUGGACUUUGGUCAUGGCGGUUUGCGUUUCGGUGGUUGUUUACGCCAGGACCCACAGGAGCUGAUCGAUACUGCGGUACGCCUUGCGUGCGAGGUCGAUCAAGUGGUCAUUUGUGUCGGUCUGGGUCCUGAAUGGGAAUCUGAGGGCGAUGAUCGCGUAUCAAUGGAUCUUCCGCCGAAUACAGAUACGCUCGUGGAACGAGUCCUCGAAGCCAACUCGAAUGCGGCUAUCGUGGUUCAGUCCGGUACACCUGUUGCGAUGCCCUGGAGCGAUAAAGCAAAGGCAAUUUUACAUGCGUGGUAUGGUGGGAAUGAAGGCGGCAACGGGAUUGCGGACGUCCUCUUCGGCGCUGUGAACCCCUCGGGAAAACUUCCUCUGACUUUCCCCCGCCGAUUGAAGGACAACCCGACGUAUCUCAACUAUCGCUCCGAGGGUGGCCGCGUGCUGUAUGGCGAGGAUGUUUACGUGGGCUACCGUUUCUACGAGCAGACCGAAGUGGCACCAUUGUUCCCAUUUGGCCACGGCCUGUCCUACACGACCUUCGCCCUGUCCAAUCUCAAGCUUGACAUGAACACGCAGACUGACCGGCUAAGCGUGCGCUGCACUGUGAGCAACACGGGCUCCAGAGCUGGCGCUGAAGUCGUGCAGGUUUACAUUGAGCCGAUCUCACCACCUAUUCGUCGGCCGUUGAAGGAAUUGAAGGGCUUUGCGAAGCGCCACAUUGAAGCAGGCCAGAGCGCCGAAGUGAUUGUCGAGAUCGACGUCCUUCGGGACACAAGCUUCUGGGAGGAGAAGGAAGGAAGGUGGUGUAGUCAUGCUGGGAUGUACAACGUCCUUGUUGGGACGAGUAGCGCUGGCUGUCAUCUAUCGGGCUCGAUCGUGUCGCCGAAAGCUAGGUACUGGCUAUCGUAAAUCAAUGUAAAAGAUUGUCGUGC